Molecule: messenger RNA, 852 nt
Organism: Astrephomene gubernaculifera
Lineage: Eukaryota; Viridiplantae; Chlorophyta; Chlorophyceae; Chlamydomonadales; Astrephomenaceae
Source: the annotation of a GenBank genome assembly
CGCGUUUGCGACGGAGGUUUGGAAGCCCGGGCCGCGGUUCUACGGAACUGGGGAGACGUUCGUGUUCACGUUGCAUCCGCAGAGGGUGCGGUACGUGUGGCAGCGGCCGCGGCAGCAGCCGCUGCCCGGCCGCGCCAGCGGCGGCGGCGCAGCCGCCACUGCCACCGCCUCCCAAUCCCCUGCUUCUCCCUCACAGCAGCAGCAACAACAACAGGGGCAUGGAGGAGGAGGCGUGGCGGCGGCUGCCGCAGUAGCGGCAGCGGUAACCACCGCCGCAGCUGCCGCCUCGGGUGUGGAUUUCUUUCAGUUCUCGACGCAUGAGGGCCUGGGUGUGGGCGGGCAGGGCGGGUUCGCGCUGUGGUUGGACAACGAGUUGUUGGAGGGCGCUAGCUACCCGUGUGACACGUUUGGGAGUCCGCAGCUGUCGGGGCGGGAGGAGUUCCGGGUGGCGGCGGUGGAGCUGUGGCAGCUGUGAGCGGGAGGUGGAGGUAGGGAGCGCGUUGGUCUGUUGGCUGGUUGGUUGGCUUGGUUCUUAGCAAUCGUUGCCAUCAAUUAUUGCAGCUGUGGUACAAGCAGGAUUGAAUGGACUUGCUCAUGUGUGUCAUGUAUCGGCAUCUCAUCCCUAACCGCUAUAUGUAGGCCGUGGAAGCGGGAAGCCGGGAAUAUGUAGGCCGUGGAAGCCGGGGCUUGGGUAGGACUUGGGUAAGGAGAGUGUUUUUUGCGCCUUACACAGUGCCCUCCGGUGCAAGGCAAUCUCUUGGACUACUACGGCCGCAGCAUUGCCGGGCUAGGGCCCUCCACAACAGGGCGGCCGAGUGGCGCAACGCAAGCCUCAGCUGUGCUGUUUCGAGC